AUGAGGAGGUCGAUUUGUCGAACACACGUUGCGCAAGCUAUACAUACUCAAUCCCGUCGUACUCUCAUUCACAGUUCUCCGAGAUGGCGCCCUGAAUUGGCAUUUUCGACAUCUGCAGAUGUCGAUAUACCACCAUUUCGAAAAGAAUCCCUUCCAUUUAAAUUCGAAACGGGACUUGCCUUAUUUGCUAAGAGAAAGCCUCGACCUUUUCCUCCUCCAUUCCUAUCUCCUCCAUCGGGAUCCUUUUCCGAUCCGUUAAGUACUCAUCAUAGGAGUCGCGAUAGAAGACCUUCAGUGAACGGCGAGGUGAUUAGGGGAUAUACAAAUGGCGAUGAUGCGGUUUACUCCAGUGAUUACUUUAUUGGCGCAAAUGAUGGUGUGGGCGCCUGGUCUACAAGAGAAAGUGGUCAUGCAGGUUUAUGGUCAAGGCUAAUACUACACUUCUGGGCUGCGGAAGUAGAGAAUGACGCAAGAAGAUCUCGACCUGCAGGAAAGUACUUCGAGCCGAAUCCUAUUGAUUAUCUACAAAAGGCAUAUGAGCAAACUAUUCAAGCUACCGCGAGCCCGAAUAAAUGGCAAGGCACAACGACUGCGACCGGGGCACAAUUGCAUUAUAAAUUAGAUGAUACAGACCUUACAGCGCCCGCUACUCCUCUCUUAUACGUUACCAACAUUGGCGAUUCACAAGUGCUAGUCAUAAGACCGAAACAGGAGGAACGUGUUUUCAAAACUACAGAACAAUGGCAUUGGUUUGACUGUCCUCGACAACUUGGUACAAAUAGCCCCGACACGCCUGUUAACAAUGCUGUUAUGGAGAAGGUUGAAAUUGAGGAAAAUGAUGUCGUUCUUGCCAUGUCUGAUGGCGUAAUUGACAAUCUAUGGGAGCAUGAAAUAAUUGAAAGUGUUGUGAGUAGUAUCCGUAAGUGGGAGCGAGGUGAAGGAGGUGUAGGUACUGGAGAUCGACAAGGUGGUGCUGGAGGUGGUAUGAAAUUUGUAGCCGAUGAGCUCAUGAAAGCUGCAAAAGUGAUCGCGCAAGAUCCUUUCGCGGAGAGUCCUUUCAUGGAGCACGCUGUCGAGGAGGGUCUUGCUAUGGAAGGAGGUAAACUAGACGACAUAAGUGUAGUUGCAGCUCUAUGUAAACGCAGUAACGGAUGA
Molecule: messenger RNA, 1155 nt
Organism: Botrytis byssoidea
Lineage: Eukaryota; Fungi; Ascomycota; Leotiomycetes; Helotiales; Sclerotiniaceae
Exons: 3
Coding region: 1-1155 (384 amino acids)
Source: RefSeq, a predicted model, not a curated record